CUGUUUGCGCGCCGCCCAAGAUUCGGGUCGUUCGAUGUGGUUGUGUGCGUGUGUGUGUAUGAUCCUUCACGCGUAGUUCAGAUUGCUGGUAGUUGCCUGGGAACCUUCAGCCCGGUCCGGUGUCCGGUGAAACUAUUGACGAGUGUCACGAGCGUGUGCCCCACUGAUACACCACUAUCGCACCACGUGGGCGCGUAAUACAGUUCGAGCAAAGCCGAGAUAAGGCAAGAAGGGUCGGCAGCCGCUGUGAACUGACUGUCUGUGUGUGACUCAACGCGGAAGCGAUCGCGCUAUUGUUUAUUUCGGCCCUGUAUGCGUGACAUCGACCAGCUAGCCCACAACGCUACACAACGUAACCUGACGCCACGUGCCUAACGCCAGCAGUGCGGGGGGAAACCUGACGUGACGCAGCAGCUAGAACCCAGGGCCCGAGGACCAGAUUUGGCAGAGAACUCCAACCCCGCAACCCCCUCUCUCUCUCCCCCUCCCCCUCCAAUACAUAUCAACACACCAGCCGGUGAGAUGACGCACGGACCACCGGCAAGCCGCAAGCGGCAGCAGCAGCAGAUCGACAGUGAUAUCGAGCAGAGCGUCACCGAGGUGGACCCGAAUGGGUUGCCCACACCGCCGGACGGUGGCUGGGGCUGGAUGGUGGUGUUGGCCUCGUUCAGCAUUCAUAUCAUCACCGACGGUUUGACGUACUCGUUCGGUAUUUUCUACUCCGAGUUCCUGACGUACUUCAACGAAGGUAAAGGCUACACGGCCUGGAUCGCAUCGAUCCUUGUAGGUGUUACACUAUGCUCCGGACCCAUCUCGUCAUCGCUGGUCAACCGGUACGGUUGCCGGGCGGUCACGAUUGCCGGUGCGCUGCUCGCUAGUGCCUCGCUCGCGGUCAGCAUGUACGCGACCAGCGUGUUCAUGCUGUUCAUCACGAUCGGCGUCGGCACCGGGCUCGGGCUGGGACUGAUCUAUCUGCCCGCGAUCGUGAGCGUCACGAUGUACUUCGAAAGACUGAGAUCCCUGGCGACCGGCAUCGCGGUGUGCGGUUCCGGCCUGGGGACGUCGAUCUUCGCCCCGCUGACCGAGGCGCUGAUCAAGAAAUUCCAAUGGCAGGGCGCACUGCUGGCGAUCGCCGGCAUCGUGCUGAUCUGCGUCCUGUUCGGGCUGAUGUUCCGGCCGCUGGUGCACGAACCGGCCAGCCCCGGAAAGGAGCUCCAGGAGCUGCCGCAACAUUCCAGCGCCGAUCCAAGCACCACCAUGAAGCCGACCUCGGGCAACGCUAACGAAAGCAACCUGAAACGCUCCAACAGCCACGGUCAUGUCGAUGCACCGAAAAUAGAUCUCAAUGCGAACGGACACUCGGCAAGUGGCCACAACCUGGACAAGCACACGCGCACCACCCCGGGCGAGGAUGCGAAACGGCUCGGCCUCAGCCAGCCCCUCCUCACGGCACCGGAAAGUGUGCAGCCAGUGCCGCUGAAGCGCACCGAGAGCGGCACCAUGUACCGCAAGGACGCACUCUACACCGGCUCCGUGCACAACAUCGCGUCGCGCCACGCCUCCCAAGCGAACCUGUCCAUCUACGAGAAGGGCAGCUACGGCUCGGUCCAGGGCAACGGGCUGCACCGGCCGCCGGCCGAACCGGACGCCCCGGAGCGCUGCCUCGGGUGCAUACCGUGCUCGCGCGAAACCUGCGACACCUUCCGCGAGAUGAUGAACUUCUCCAUCCUGAAGGAUCCGAUCUUCAUCAUCUUUACCGUGUCGAACUUUCUGACCAGCGUCGGGUUUAACGUGCCGUACGUGUACCUGGCCGCCCAGGCCCAGGUGCUCGGCAUCGGGUCGAAGGACGCGAGCUAUCUGCUCGGCAUCAUCGGCAUCGCCAACACGGUCGGGCGCAUCGUGCUCGGCUACCUGUCCGACAAGCCGUGGGUGAACCGGCUGGCCGUGUACAACUGCUCGCUGGCCGUGUGUGGCAUCGCGACCGCCCUGUCGGUGCUGUGCGUGGACUUUUACUGGCUCGGCGUGUACUCGGCGGUGUACGGCUUCACGAUCGGUGCGUACGUCGGGCUGACGUCCGUCAUUCUGGUCGAUCUGCUCGGGCUGGAGAAGCUGACGAACGCGUUCGGGCUGCUGCUGCUCUUCCAGGGCAUUGCCUCGUUCGUGGGGCCACCGAUCGCAGGCUGGCUGUACGACUACACACUCUCCUACGGUCCCGGAUUCAUCAUGGCCGGCACGACGAUCGCCAUCAGUGGUGCGAUGCUGUUCGCCAUCCCGUCCCUGCAGCGAUAUCUGGCCCGGCGACGAUCCGCCGCCGGUGCCACGGUGGCCAUUCCGUUAGAGUAGACACACCGCGAGCCCUGUUACGGUGUCCUGCCCGAUUUUGUUCAUAGCCUCCGACAGGGUCCGGCGGAUGGAAUUAGUUUGUUUUGCUUACCUCAUUUACUUGCCGCGUACCGAAUAGAGCUUAAGGUCGCGCGUCGUAGCAGCUUAAGGUAGCGCCGCUCAAGAGCGAAGUGCGUGCGGGAGGCAACACAGCCGUCAUCGCGCAGUUUUGAUUACUAUUUGUAAGAACAGUUUUUGUUUCCGUUUUUUUUUUUCGUCUUUUGUCUUGGCUUUUGUUCGAAAUAAAUUUACUUUCUACUAUUAAA
This is a messenger RNA of Anopheles coluzzii, 2648 nucleotides long. It is a transcript of the gene Mct1, whose product is annotated as monocarboxylate transporter 12-B. Gene Ontology annotation, molecular function: monocarboxylic acid transmembrane transporter activity. Gene Ontology annotation, biological process: monocarboxylic acid transport; transmembrane transport. NCBI's taxonomy places the organism in Eukaryota, Metazoa, Arthropoda, Insecta, Diptera, Culicidae. The record is from RefSeq and is a predicted model, not a curated record. The transcript is spliced from 7 exons. The coding region runs from base 523 to 2343 and encodes 606 amino acids.